UUCAGAAAAAAAUCGUGUUAUCUCUUAUCAUUAAAGUGGUCACUUAAUUACUAACAGCGUAAUAUGUUUAUUAAGAGCAUCGCUUAUUAAUAAUGUAAAAGUCGACGUUGUUAGUGGAAGCAGGCAGUUAGUCAGAAGUGGUUACUCGCAGUGUAUGUUGGUUAGCAUUUCGGUAGUUAUAGACAUACGUAUUCUACUUACUUAUUAGAAAUGCCCGAAAUAUCGCAGGAUAAGUUCGAAUCCGAAAAUCCUGCAAUGGCCAUGCACACGGGCGCAAUUACAAGUUUUGAUUCAAUACGAGGUAGGACUAAUUCGACCGAGAAAGGUGCUCUCGCUCUUAGAAGUAGGGCAAACUCAUCUGGGCGUUUGAAAAAUGUUAGUUUUCCGCCCAAAAUUCAAAGACUUUCCAGUUGUGUUUCGGAAAAUGACUUUGAAAGUUACAUGGAAGGUAUACACAUGCAGGAGCCCAGCUGGGUGGACGACAGAGAGUUAGCUCACAGGAUCUUUGUGAACCGAAGUUUGCAUCUAGAAAAUAUCAAGUUCUAUGGCUUCGAUAUGGAUUACACCUUGGCAGGUAAGGCAGCAGAGUUAACACAGAUAUUUUCGUUGUCAUAAUUAUGAUACAAAUUG
Photinus pyralis (common eastern firefly) is the source of this 630-nucleotide messenger RNA. RefSeq lists its product as uncharacterized. NCBI's taxonomy places the organism in Eukaryota, Metazoa, Arthropoda, Insecta, Coleoptera, Lampyridae. The transcript has 2 exons. The coding region runs from base 211 to 615 and encodes 134 amino acids. The record is from RefSeq and is a predicted model, not a curated record.